Molecule: messenger RNA, 4353 nt
Organism: Anguilla rostrata (American eel)
Lineage: Eukaryota; Metazoa; Chordata; Actinopteri; Anguilliformes; Anguillidae
Gene: usp42
Product: ubiquitin specific peptidase 42
Exons: 20
Coding region: 444-4190 (1248 amino acids)
Biological process (GO): regulation of apoptotic process; protein deubiquitination
Cellular component (GO): cytosol; nucleus
Molecular function (GO): cysteine-type deubiquitinase activity
Source: RefSeq, a predicted model, not a curated record
GUUUCGCUGUUUCUUCAACUUAAUGUUCAAUAUACAGCGAGUAGCGCGUCAUUCUAUCGGGUUUAUUGUAACGUUGUGUUGUUACCAUGGCGUUUACAGUUGACUUGGCAAUACGCUUUAAGUCCAGUCUUCCACCUGUGUUACAAGGAAAUAAUGAUUUCUUGCGAACAGUUGAAAUUAGCUUUCUGAAUACUUCCUUUCCUGGUUAAAUUGUUGAUUUCUAGACAGAGGCCUAGCAUUAUUUUCCUACAGAGCUUAGGUAGCUAGCUAGCUAGCUAGCCAACAGUUGUGGAAGAGUGGGCGGUUUUGGUAGGUAACGUUGUGUGUCCAUGGUGGCUCGCCAGCUAAACCUCUCGGGAAGAGGUGAAGUGAGCUUGUUAGUGCAGUUUACUACGCACAUGAUUAUUGGUUUGCUUGUAUAUCGAAUUAGCAAGCAAUGAACGAUGACCAUAGUUGACAAACCAUCAGAGAAGUCUGACCCUGAGUCAGAUCGGCCCAAGCGCUCUGGUUCAUUGACCCCAUUCACCUGUGGAGAUAUGGAUGGCAGCUCUACCAGCUGGGGUGUUGGAUCCUCACCCUCUGACACCCCAAAAACCAAAACCCCCUACGUGGGCCCCACCCCUGGUGCUGCUGUGUACAGCAACAGUUCAGCUGCCACAGGAGAGAGGCCCAAGGAGCAAAUGGUGAUGAUCAGUGGAGAUGGCAUCGUUAUCCCCCAGAAAGUCCUUUUUCCGGCAGAGCGACUCAACCUGAAAUGGAACCAAGUUCACCGCGUAGGAGCAGGACUCCAGAACCUCGGCAACACUUGCUUCCUCAACUCAGCUCUCCAGUGUCUCACGUACACGCCUCCCCUUGCCAAUUACUUGCUGUCCCGGGAGCAUUCAAAAACAUGUCAUGAGCCCGGCUUCUGUAUGAUGUGCACCAUGCAGAAUCACAUCACCCAGGUCUUUGCCAACUCUGGGAAUGUCAUCAAACCCAUUGGUGUUCUUAAUGAGCUAAAACGGAUUGCAACACAUUUUCGCUUUGGGAGCCAGGAGGAUGCCCAUGAGUUCCUCCGAUACACAGUGGAAGCUAUGCAAAAAUCUUGCCUGUCUGGUAACAAAUUGGACAGGCAUACACAGGCAACAACAUUAAUACAUCAAGUCUUUGGAGGCUACCUAAGGUCUAGAGUAAAAUGUCUGAACUGCAAAGCUGUCUCUGACACAUAUGACCCAUACUUGGAUGUUGCCUUGGAAAUUAAGACUGCACCGAACAUCACCAAAGCUCUUGAACAGUUUGUUAAACCUGAACAACUAGAUGGAGAGAAUGCCUACAAAUGUACUAAGUGCAAGAAAAUGGUUCCAGCCUCAAAGAGAUUUACGAUUCACCGAAGCUCCAAUGUGUUGACACUUUCUCUGAGUCGUUUUGCAAACUACAAUGGAGCCAAAAUUGCAAAGGAUGUGAGGUAUCCCGAGUACCUGGACAUGCGCCCGUUUAUGUCCCAGCCUCACGGCGAGCCUCUGGUCUACCUCCUGUACGCUGUGCUGGUUCACUCUGGGUUCAGCUGCCAUGCGGGACACUACUACUGCUUCGUCAAGGCCAGCAAUGGGCAGUGGUACGAGAUGAACGAUGCGUCUGUGUCGGUCAGUGAUGUCAGAUCAGUCCUCAACCAGCAAGCUUAUGUUCUAUUUUACAUCAGGUCACCAGAUGUGAAAAAUGGGUGGGACUACAACCAUUCCAGCCGCACGCCUGGCCAGUCCUCCCCACGGCCUAUCCUGAGCCCGCGGCCGGCCGCUCCCCGACACACCUCCAUCGGCUUCAUUGGGCCUCAGCUUCCGGCUCACAUGAACAAGAAACCCCCCCACAUCAAUGGGAACGGCUCCUUAAAGGAGCUGUCCUGUGGCUCCAAGCCCAGCAGCAGCAGCAGCAGCGUCGGCCGCACCGGCCCCGGUCUCUCCUCCUGCUCCAGCGCUCCACAGCUCAUCAGCCGUCCCACUGGCAUCCCCGAGCCUGCUAAGAGACCGAAGCUCUCCUUCCCCAUUGGUCAGGGGAAGACUGUUCGACUCUCGCAGGCCCCGCCCACCCUUCAAAGCAACCCCAGCUGCUCUCAGUCCAUUUCCUCUGUCUCGCACGCCCAGCCUUCCUCAUCCUCCUCCUUCGCCUCCUCAUCAUCAUCUUCGUCCUCCUCAUCCUCUUCGUCCUCCUCAUCCUCUUCUGCCUCCUCAAAGUCUACCUCAGAAAACCGGGCAGCGGCACUGUCUCGCCCUGAUGCCCCCCCCGUCCCCCGGCCUCCCCGUGUCAAUGGCACGGCCCUCAACCACUGCGCCACCUUCCUGGUGCCCUACGGCCAGGAGUCCUCGGAGGAGUCCGACCAGGAGGGCGGCGCCCUGGAGAACGGCCUGGCCAAGCCCCGCCUCCCCACUGCUGUGAACGGCAAGAACGGGGGCAGCGCCUCCCCCUACGGUCCAGCCGCCCGGCCCCAGCUGGCCCCCAGAACCAACGGCUCUGCGGCCCCAGAGGCGCGCACGCAGGAGGGUGGGACCGGACCCCCCUACAGCAUCCCCAAACCCAGCCAGAAUGGGGUGCACGAGUCCAACGGCAUCAAACACACUGAGCCGGUAGCUCCUGCCGCCCCCAAGGUUUUUGGCACGGGAAACGUUCAAAUGACGUUUCACACAACGUUUCAGACUGCGGGGAGCAGCACAGCCAGCUCUGCCACAGAAACCCUCCCCAGAACAAACCCCGCGUUUAUCCCCUUUAUCAGCAAAGAGACGCCUCCGGCUCCUGCACACCCCUCCCCGGCGGAUCGGCCGCUGGACCAGAGCUCUGGCCACAAAGACGCCGUGCAGCAUUCCGCCGUCCCCAGCAGGCCGCCGUGCAGCCAGGACACUCGGGCUCAGACCCCCCCGCGCGCUCCUCCCCCCGCCCCCGCCGGCUCUGUGCCGGAGGUCAGCGGGGCCCGUGGAGACGCGGGCGCCACGUCCAGCGGCUCUGCGUCAGCUGACGGCCUCAGCCCCCCCGCCGCGGCCCUCAGAGCCCCCGUCUUUUUCGGCCCCGAGCUGCCCCCUGGCGGAGCCCAUCCUCACCCCGCCGUCUCCCGGGCGAUGAACCCAGCGGACAGCGGGAAGGGCGACAGGCGGGAGGGGCAGGCGGAGCUUCGGGAGCACGACCCGCACCGCGGGGGUGGCGGGAGGGAAGGGAAGGCCAACGUGGAGAGGCAGAGGCCCCCCUCCAGAGACGGGGACGGCCCGCCCUCCUCCCCAGCCAAGGACAGGGGCAAGAGCCCGGACCGGCACCGGCACCGCAGGGAGCGGGACAGGAGCUGGGACCGGCACGCUCACAGACACCAAAGAGAGCACCGCGCGCACCGCGACAGGUCGCGCAGCUGGGACAGGCACCACCGGGACCGGGACGGCGAGCGCCGCUGGGACAGGCACGCCCACCGCCACCGGGACGGCCGGCACAGGGACCGGAGACGCCCGUCCGCCGAGCACCACGGCAGGGAGAGGGAGGAGCAGCGUGGCCGCUGGAAGUGGCCUGAGGAGGCCAGGGGGAGGGGACAUCACAGACACUCCCCCUCGGGCACGCCCCCCUCCGACCAGGACCGCCCCCCGGGACACGCCCACAGGGGCGACUCCGACAGGAAGCAGCAUCACUGGGACAGACAAUCAGAGGAGAGACGAGCGAAGAAACACAAAAAGUCCAAGAAGAAGAAGAAAACGAAGGACAAGGACCGGGAGCACUGGACCCCAGAUCCUGAGAACAUGGAGAGGAACCUGGACAGCAGCUCGUGGAAACACAAGAAGAAGAGGAAGAGAGGACACAAAGAGGUGGACUGUGAAAAAUCCCACAGAGAGAGCGACAGCGACCGGACGAGCCACAAGCGUCGCUGCCACAGGGAGGAGCCACGUCGCCCUGAGAACGGCCUUUCCCACGAUGCACCUCAUCUCCACAUCCACACAGGUAACGGGCUAUCCCAGCCCAACGGGAUUGCUCUCCCAGGUUGUGUGAAUGGCCUGGAGGGUGAGAUAAGCCCGGGAGACACUAACUGCGGGGAAUCAGUGGUUUUUCACCAGGCUGGACAUUACAGGGAUCAAGCCACUUCCGCGAACACUUCCAAGACACCUGUUUCUCUGGGAGCGUGUGGAGUCUCUGAGAGCAGCGUGUUCAGCAGGGACGUGCUCGUUGAUGAAAAUGAAAACAGACAGUAGAGGAAGUGGUGUUCGCCUGAAUCCAGACCUGGAUGGGUGUAGAAGCCUUUCCUUAAGAAAAGAGGAUUUCAACAGCAAACGAAUGAGACCCUGGAUAUUGCAAGUGGUGCUUUAUUCAUCUGGAAUACCUUCUCUUUUUCCACAGAAGUUUUAAUUUUUUUUA